Molecule: messenger RNA, 836 nt
Organism: Cutaneotrichosporon oleaginosum
Lineage: Eukaryota; Fungi; Basidiomycota; Tremellomycetes; Trichosporonales; Trichosporonaceae
Biological process (GO): ribose phosphate biosynthetic process
Molecular function (GO): sedoheptulose-bisphosphatase activity
Source: RefSeq, a predicted model, not a curated record
GGCGAGACAGAGUGGUCCAUCAAUGGUGCGCAGCCAACUAACUCGCCGCACCUUCCUUCCUCCCUAUGUCAGCUGUCAACUAACAGCAGGUCGUCACGUACGCUCCGCCCCACAUACUCUCAACUAACCCCAGACUGGGACGAGUGACAUCCCGCUGACCGAGAACGGUGUCAGAAUGGUGCGGGAAAUGGCCCCUCGCAUGAUCGGCGCCGACAAGCUUAUCGACCCCGCCCACGUCCGCCACAUUGUCGUCUCACCGCGCACCCGCGCUCAGGUCACGGCCAAGCUCCUUUUUGAGAAGGACAUGCCUCCCGAGUGCUCGUGGGAGACGGACCCCGACAUCGCCGAGUGGGACUACGGCGCGUACGAGGGUCUCCUGACCAAGGAGAUCCGGGCCAAGCACCCCGGAUGGGAGAUCUGGCGUGAUGGAUGUCCCCCGGGGAACGGUACGCCCGGAGAGACCCCAGAGCAGAUGUCGGACCGUGUCGACCGCGUCAUUGCCCGUAUCCGCGAGCUGCACGCCCAGGCGGAGAGUGCGCCCGAUGACGAAGUCGACUAUGCGGAUGUCAUCCUCUUCUCGCAUGGCCACUUCACGCGCUCGUUCAUCGCGCGCUGGUGCCAGCUGCCAAUUGCGGCGGGGUACAACUUCUCUUCGGACGCCGGUGGUCUUGCCGUCCUCGGUUACCAGCAUAUGUCUCUGAAAGAGCCUUCGCUACUCGGCCUCAACUGGUACACCGAGUACCAGAUGAAGACGGUCCGUUGAGCUUCCCUCCUCUGCCCUCGAGCACAGGCUCUAGAUUCGACUCCGUAUACUGGCAUAGGCACUGUGAGCGCAC